CGCUGGCUGUGCCGUUGCAGCUGGGAUGAGAGCAGCUCCAUCAGCAGCGGCCUCAGCGAUGCCUCUGACAACCUCAGCUCGGAGGAGUUCAAUGCCAGCUCCUCGCUCAACUCCCUGCCCUCCACCCCCACGGCCUCGCGCAGGAACUCGGCCAUAGCGCUGCGCACCGACUCUGAGAAGCGCUCGCUGGCAGAGAGCGGGCUGAGCUGGUACGGCGAGGCGGACGACAAGGCGCCCAAGAAGCUGGACUACGACAGCAGCAGCCUCAAGAUGGAGCACGGCUCCUCCAAGUGGCGGCGGGAGCCUGCAGAGAGCUGCGAGGAGGGUUCCAAGGGUGGAGAGCUGAAGAAGCCGGUCAGCCUGGGCACCCCUGGCUCCCUCAAGAAGGGCAAAACCCCACCGGUGGCAGUGACCUCUCCCAUCACCCACACGGCCCAGAGCUCCCUCAAAGUGGCAGGCAAACCCGAGACCAAAGCCACUGAUAAGAGCAAGCUGUCUGUGAAGAACACGGGGCUGCAGCGCUCCUCCUCUGACGCCGGCCGCGAUCGCGUGGGCGAUGCCAAGAAGCCGCCCUCGGGUCUCACGCGCCCCUCAGCCUCCAGCUCCUUUGGCUACAAGAAACCGGCCCCGGCCACCGGCACUGCCACUGUCAUGCAAGCCGGGGGCUCAGCAACGCUGGGCAAGAUCCAGAAGAGCUCCGGUAUCCCCGUCAAGCCGGUCAGCGGGCGGAAAACAAGCCUGGAUGUCUCCAACACGGCCGAGCCUGGCUUCCUGGCCCCGGGGGCUCGCACCAACAUCCAGUACCGCAGUCUGCCCCGGCCGGCCAAGUCCAGCUCCAUGAGUGUGACCGGCGGCCGCGGCGCCAACCGGCCGGUCAGCAGCAGCAUCGAUCCCAGCCUGCUCAGCACCAAGCAGGCCAGCAUCACGGUGUCGCGGCUCAAGGAGCCGUCCAAGAUCGGUGCUGGCCGUGGCGCGCCGGCCCCUGUGAACCAGACGGACCGGGAGAAGGAGAAGGCCAAGGCCAAGGCCGUAGCGCUGGACUCCGAGUGCGUGACGCUGAAGAGCGUCGGCUCUCCCGAGAGCACCCCCAAAGCCCAGGCCAACCUCCCGCCGGCGGCCAAGGUGGCUGAGCUGCCCCCCACUCCCCUCAGAGCGGCUGCCAAAACCUACGUGAAGCCUCCCUCAUUGGCCAACUUGGACAAGGUCAAUUCCAACAGCCUGGACUUGCCCUCCUCCAGCGAGCUGCAUCCCCCACACACUGCCAAGCUCCAGGACCUGCACCCAGCUGGCGGGCACCUGACACCCUGCUUCAGCCCCAGUCCUGCUCCCAUCCUCAACAUCAACUCGGCCAGCUUCUCCCAGGGCCUGGAGCUCAUGGGCGGCUUCAGCGUCCCCAAGGAGGGCAGGAUGUACCCUAAGCUCUCUGGCCUGCAUCGCAGCAUGGAGUCCCUGCAGAUGCCCAUGAGCCUGCCCAGUGCCUUUUCGGGGGGCAGCACCGCCACCCCCAGCCCUGCCGCUGUCCCCCCUGCCAGCACAGAGGAGGAGGAGGAGGCGGGUGAGCUGGGCUGGAGCGGCAGCCCCCGGCUUGCACACCUGGACAGCACCAACCGUGACAGGAACACGCUGCCCAAGAAGGGGCUGAGGUACCAGCUGCACUCCCAGGAGGAGGCCAAGGAGCGCCGCCACUCGCACACUAUUGGAGGGCUGCCCGAAGCGGACGAUCAGCCGGAGCUGCCCUCACCCCCUGCCCUCCCCAUGGCUCUGGUUGGGAAGGGUCCGCUCACCAGCAUCGUGAGCCCCACUGCCACCACCACCCCGCGGAUCACCCGCUCCAACAGCAUCCCCACCCACGACUCCACCUUUGAGCUGUACAGCACCUCCCAGAUGGGCAGCACCCUCUCCCUGGCAGACAAACCCAAGGGCAUGAUCCACUCGGGCUCCUUCCGGGACCCUGUGGAUGACGUUCAUGGAUCGGUGCUGUCCCUGGCCUCCAGCGCGUCCUCCACCUACUCCUCCGCUGAGGAGAAGAUGCAGUCUGAGCAAAUCCGCAAGCUGCGUCGUGAGUUGGAGUCCUCGCAGGAGAAGGUGGCCACGCUGACAUCCCAGCUGUCUGCUAACGCCAACCUGGUGGCAGCUUUUGAGCAGAGCCUGGUGAGCAUGACGUCCCGCCUGCGGCACCUGGCCGAGACUGCUGAGGAGAAGGACACGGAGCUGCUGGACCUGCGGGAGACCAUCGAUUUCCUGAAGAAGAAGAACUCGGAGGCCCAAGCUGUGAUCCAGGGUGCCCUGAAUGGCACCGAUGUUGCGCCCAAAGAGCUGCGCAUCAAGCGGCAGAACUCCUCCGACAGCAUCUCCAGCCUCAACAGCAUCAUCAGCCACUCCAGCAUUGGCAGCAGCAAAGAUGCCGACGCCAAGAAGAAGAAGAAGAAGAGCUGGGUGUAUGAGCUGCGUAGCUCCUUCAACAAAGCCUUCAGCAUCAAGAAGGGGCCCAAGUCGGCCUCGUCCUACUCGGACAUUGAGGAGAUCGCCACGCCGGACUCAUCAGCCCCGUCCUCCCCGAAGCUCCAGCACGGCUCCACCGAAACCGCCUCGCCCUCCAUCAAAUCCUCCACCUCCUCCUCCGUGGGCAUCGACACGGCUGAGUGCCACACCUCGGUCUCUCCCUGGCCCAGGCUCUUCCAGGCGCACGGUGAGGGCGAGCCGGAGAAGAAGGAGGUGUCAGAGGUGCGCUCGGAGCUGUGGGAGAAGGAGAUGAAGCUGACGGACAUCCGCCUGGAGGCCCUCAACUCGGCCCACCAGCUGGAGCAGUUGCGGGAGACCAUGCAUAACAUGCAGCUGGAGGUGGAUCUCCUGAAGGCAGAGAAUGAUCGGCUCAAAGUGGCUCCGGGGCCCUCGGCGGUGCCAGGAUCCAUUCCUGGCCACAUCACCAGCACGUCGGCCUCCUCGUCGCCGCGGCGCUCGCUGGGGCUCUCCCUGGGCCAUGCCUUCAGCCCCAGCCCCGGGGGACGCCGAUCCCCCGACUCUGCUUUGCCCCCAGACAUGUCUCCCAUGGACGCCGUCAGUGCUGGCACCCAGAAAGAUGAGCUGACGCUGAGGAUCGUGGUGCGCAUGCCACCCCAGCACAUCAUCAAGGGGGACCUCAAGCAACAAGAGUUUUUCCUGGGCUGGACCAAGGUGAGCGGGAAGGUGGAUUGGAAGAUGCUGGAUGAGGCUGUCUGCCAGGUCUUCAAGGAUUACAUCACCAAGAUGGAUCCUGCGUCCACGCUGGGGCUCAGCACUGAGUCUGUUUAUGGCUACAGCAUCAGCCACAUCAAGCGGGUCCUGGACACGGAGCCGCCGGAGCUGCCGCUGUGCCGCCGGGGCAUGAGCAGCAUCGUGGUGACACUCAAAGGCUUGAAGGAGAAGUGCGUGGACAGCUUGGUGUUCGAGACGCUCAUCCCCAAGCCCAUGAUGCAGCAUUACAUCAGCCUCCUGCUGAAGCACCGGCGGCUCAUCCUCUCGGGACCCAGCGGCACCGGCAAGACGUACCUGACCAACCGCCUGGCCGAGUACCUGGUGGAGCGCUCGGGCCGGGACGUCACCGAGGGCAUCGUCAGCACCUUCAACAUGCACCAGCAGUCCUGCAAGGACCUGCAGCUGUACCUCUCCAACCUGGCCAACCAGAUCGACAGGGAGACGGGCACGGCGGACGUGCCCCUGGUGAUCCUCCUGGACGACCUCAGCGAGGCGGGUUCCAUCAGUGAGCUCGUCAACGGCGCGCUCACCUGCAAGUACCACAAAUGCCCCUACAUCAUCGGGACCACCAACCAGCCUGUGAAAAUGACCCCGAACCAUGGUCUCCAUCUCAGCUUCAGGAUGCUGACCUUCUCCAACAACGUGGAGCCAGCCAAUGGCUUCCUGGUGCGCUACCUGCGGAGGAAGCUGCUGGAGUCAGACACAGAUGUCAACGCCAACAAGGAGGAGCUGCUGCGUGUGCUGGACUGGGUGCCCAAGCUCUGGUACCACUUGCACACCUUUCUGGAGAAACACAGCACCUCCGACUUCCUCAUCGGUCCCUGCUUCUUCCUGUCCUGCCCCAUUGGAAUUGAGGAUUUCCGGACCUGGUUCAUUGACCUGUGGAACAACUCCAUCAUCCCUUAUCUGCAGGAGGGGGCGAAAGAUGGGCUCAAGGUCCACGGGCAGAAGGCAGCCUGGGAGGACCCCGUGGAGUGGGUGCGGGACACCCUGCCCUGGCCAUCAGCACAGCAAGACCAGUCCAAGCUGUACCACCUGCCCCCGCCCACCAUUGGACCCCAUAGCACUGUCCCCCCCGAGGAGCGCACCGUCAAAGACACAACGCCCAGCUCCCUGGAUGCGGACCCCCUGAUGGCCAUGCUGCUGAAGCUCCAGGAAGCCGCCAACUACAUCGAGUCUCCGGACCGUGAAACCAUGGUGGAUCCCGACCUGCAAUCGACUCUGUGAGGCACGGACAUGCCGGCCCAGGUGCAGGGGGUGGCCACCGGGCUGCCCUCCUCCUCCUCUUCCUCCUCCUCCUCCUCCUCUUCCUCCGGUAGCCUGGAGCGCAGGGCUGGGGCUGGUGAGCGAGCGGUGAGGAGCGGGGCCCUGUGCAGCUCUGCACAGCGUGGGGAAGCUCAGCUCUGCCGUGGGGGAGUGCGAGGCUCCAUUUCCCCACCCCUCUUUGGGGGUAGGAGAAUCCUGGUUUCUCUCCUUGGUUUUUCUGUCUCUAUUGCAAACUCUCGGGUUCUGGGGCCGCUGCGGCCAAGCCCCCGCUCCAGGGAGCUGCAGGAUGGGCCCUGCGUGGGGCAGGGACCCCGUGGGAGCCCCCGGGCUGGAGCUGGGGGGUGGGAGGAGCGUGUGCCCGUGUCUGUCUGUCUGGCACCGUGCUCCCGCUGCUCUCUUUGUACAUUCCUCAUUUAACCUGCUUGGCAGCCGCUGCACCCAGGACAACCUAAUAAACCCCGCUUCGGUUAUUUUAUUUUAUUAUUCCCCCCUCCCUUUUUCUUUUGACCGAGUCCAGACUUUGCUUUGCUCCCUUUUUUGUUCUGAUUCUUCGCUCUCCCAAUCCUGGGCCCGUGCUCUGGUGCCCAUCGCUUCCCCUCCCCUGAGCAGCUCUGCUUCCUUUUGGUUUCUUUUGCAGCUGUUGGUUCCACCACUCCCCUUCACACACUUCCGUCACACAACUGGUGCUUACUGGACAACCUCCAGUCCCCAAAUCCACCUCUCCAGUUGCCUCAUAUCUUGGCUGGGAUGGGUCUUGGCAGGUGGUGUAGUCGGGUGCAC
Messenger RNA from Meleagris gallopavo (turkey), 5280 nucleotides. The record is from RefSeq and is a predicted model, not a curated record. NCBI's taxonomy places the organism in Eukaryota, Metazoa, Chordata, Aves, Galliformes, Phasianidae.